This is a messenger RNA of Durio zibethinus, 2469 nucleotides long. Its product is annotated as sugar transport protein 11-like. Gene Ontology annotation, cellular component: membrane. Gene Ontology annotation, molecular function: monosaccharide transmembrane transporter activity. The record is from RefSeq and is a predicted model, not a curated record. Lineage: Eukaryota; Viridiplantae; Streptophyta; Magnoliopsida; Malvales; Malvaceae. Gene Ontology annotation, biological process: monosaccharide transmembrane transport.
GAUAAAUACAUGGAAAGUAAACCAACUAAAAUACAACUGGAAAAUUCUUGACACAAAAGUUCUGUGGAUUAGGAUUUGCACCAAUUAGACCUUAGUUUAAAAUUUCCUUGUUUCGUCACAAAAAUGAUCUUAUCCUCACCAGCUAGAAUUGUCUGGGCUAAAAUCUUGUAAUUUUAGAAGAAAAAAUGGAAAACAAAAAGAAAAGAACGAAGAAAAAGGAUAUGAACAAUUCUCUUAGCCAUAACUAUCAUGGUCAAACCGUUUAAAGUGUAGAUUUUGUGGAUGAGAAUUUCAGUUGCAAAAUAAUAUACGAGAAGAAUGGAAGGAAAUCAAGUUGAAGCCAGUAGUAAUCGAAACGUUAGGGGUUGUAAAACUGGAAGGUUUCAAAGGUUUGGAUUCAGCAAAAGAUAGAAAAGACAGCUAAAUGUUGAAAAUUUUAUCCUAUUUUGCAACAAUGUUAGUUGGAGUUUUUAGGAGGCUAGCAGGACUUGAGCACAGAUAUAAAUCCAGGCUUUUCAUCUAGGAUCAAGCAGAGGGUAGUAGGAGAGUUUUAUUCCUUCGGUGUGGUAUGCGGGACUUGUGCAGGCAAAUUCCAUUGAAAGAUCCUAAUCAGCCCCGGGAAGAUUCUAAGCAAAUCACAAUACAAGGACGGGAAAAAAAACUUACUCCUUAGACGCUGCUUCUCUUACAUAAAGGCCAGAGUAAGUUACGGGAGAGGAUUGAGAGAUGGCAGGAGGAGGAUUUGUUGCUCAAGAUGGAGGGGCCAACUAUGAAGGUCGUGUCACCGCCUUUGUGAUCUGCACCUGUCUGAUUGCCGCCACUGGUGGUCUCCUCUUCGGUUAUGACCUUGGAAUCUCAGGAGGGGUGACCUCAAUGGAACCGUUUUUGAAGAAGUUCUUCCCAUCAGUCUUAGAAGAACAGAAUGAUGCAGCCAAACACGAAAGCGAGUAUUGCAAAUUCGACAGUGAGCUACUCACAUUGUUCACAUCUUCCCUCUACCUUGCUGCUUUGAUAGCUUCCUUCUUUGCUUCAGUGGUAACCAGGAUCUUUGGCCGAAAAAUUUCCAUGUUCGUUGGAGGCCUUGCUUUUCUUAUCGGCUCAAUUCUAAAUGGCAUUGCCAUGAAUGUUGCUCUCCUAAUUAUUGGCCGUUUGUUUCUUGGUGUGGGGGUUGGAUUUGCAAAUCAGUCUGUUCCAGUGUACUUAUCGGAAAUGGCACCAGCAAAGAUUAGAGGAGCUUUGAACAUUGGUUUCCAGAUGGCCAUUACAAUUGGAAUACUAGCCGCAGGCCUUAUUAACUACGGCACAGCAAAGAUAGAGGGUGGAUGGGGAUGGAGAGUUUCUCUAGCUCUUGCAGCCGUUCCAGCCAUAGCGAUGACUGUUGGAUCGUUCAUACUACCAGACACUCCCAAUUCUAUUCUUGAGAGAGGCCAUACGGAGAAGGCAAGACGAAUGUUGCAAAAAAUUCGCGGCACCCAACACGUUGAUGCUGAAUUUCAAGACCUUGUUGAUGCAAGUGAGGCCGCCAAGAAAGUGGAUCACCCAUGGAGUAAUAUUCUCAAACCAAGAUACAGGCCUCAACUUGUCCUCUGCAUUCUCAUACCAUUCUUCCAACAACUCACUGGCAUUAACGUUAUCAUGUUUUAUGCACCUGUUCUCUUCAAGACUUUGGGUUUUGGUGAUGAUGCAUCACUUAUGUCUGCUGUUAUCUCUGGCACUGUAAACGUUGUCGCCACAGUUGUUUCCAUCUAUUCAGUUGAUAGGUUCGGAAGAAGGAUUCUGUUCCUUGAAGGUGGCAUACAAAUGAUCAUUAGCCAGAUUGCAGUAGGCGUCAUGAUUGCCAUGAAGUUUGGGGUCAAUGGUGAUGGUGACUUGUCAAGGACCGAUGCCAACGUUUUGUUGUUCUUGAUCUGUGCAUAUGUUGCAGCAUUCGCAUGGUCUUGGGGACCUUUGGGAUGGUUGGUGCCCAGUGAGAUCUGUCCUCUAGAGAUCCGAUCAGCUGGACAAGCAAUCAACGUUGCAGUAAACAUGAUCUUCACCUUUGCCAUUGCUCAGGUGUUCCUCGCCAUGCUUUGCCACAUGAAGUUCGGCCUCUUCUUUUUCUUCGCUGGCUUUGCUAUAAUCAUGACUAUCUUCAUCCACUUCUUCUUGCCUGAGACAAAGAACAUCCCAAUUGAAGAGAUGAACAGAGUAUGGAAGCAACACUGGUUCUGGGGAAAGUACAUCCCAGAUGAGGUUGUCAUUGGUGGAAACCGCAAAGCUGAGCACAGGGAUGCUUGAAAGCAAGAUUCAACACAUGGAGUUGGAAUAUUAUUUAUAAUAUGCUCUGCUUAUAAUCAUGUAAAAGCAAUACGAACGAGGAGAAAUUGCAGAACAACAAAAAGCAAUACAACAACUUUAACAAACUUUCAAUCUUUCUUUCUGAAUAGAGUAAUAACAGCUUAAUUCGAAUUGAAAAUAACUCGAUUUAAA